This is a messenger RNA of Lycium ferocissimum, 2455 nucleotides long. Its product is annotated as pentatricopeptide repeat-containing protein At3g09650, chloroplastic. Gene Ontology annotation, molecular function: protein binding. Lineage: Eukaryota; Viridiplantae; Streptophyta; Magnoliopsida; Solanales; Solanaceae. Bases 183 to 2396 code for a protein of 737 amino acids. The transcript is spliced from 2 exons. The record is from RefSeq and is a predicted model, not a curated record.
AAGAGCCACCCAAUAAAAUGAUUGCCAAAGAAGAGGAAGAGAAUAUCCCAUACGUAGUUCAUCCCUUCUCCACCCAAAAAAACCUUUUAACACCCCAAAAAUAACACUAUCUCAUUCUCCACCACCUUAUCACCAUAGCCCAAAUUUGAAACAUUUCUUCUCCAAAUGUACCAGAGUUAUUCAUGACAACUUUACUACCCCCCACCCCUACUCCACCCUCCCACUCCACUUCACCAUUUCCCUUCUCCCAAAAUCUCCUUUUCAACCCCUUCUCCUCUUCCACCAUCACAUGUAAAGCCACUAAUAACUCAUUUCAACCACAACCCACUUCAAAUUCUUCCUUAAUAAACUCAAAGAACACAUUUUUAGCCUCACCUGACAAUACCCUUUUAACCCUUUUGCAACAAAGAAAAACUGAUGAAGCUUGGUUGUAUUACACCAAGAAUCUUGAAAAUCAAGAACUACCUAACCCCACUUGCCUUAGCCGUUUAGUUUCACAAUUAUCUUACCAAAAUUCAACAGUUGGACUGCGCCGUGCUCAGUCUAUUAUACAGCGACUCCGCCAUGAAAAGCAGCUCCACCGCCUCGAUGCUAACUCCCUUGGCCUUCUUGCUAGUGCUGCAGCUAAAGGUGGGCAUGUUCUCUAUGCAUCUUCUAUUAUUAAGUCCAUGUUGAAAUCUGGCUAUCUUCCUCAUGUUAAAGCUUGGAGCUCUGUUAUUAGCCGUCUUGCUUCAUCCGGUGAUGAUGGUCCAAUGGAGGCUUUGAGUCUUUUUAGUGCUGUUACUAAAAGGGUUCGUAGGUUUUCUGAUCUUGAUUUGGUCAAACAUUCGCGGCCGGAUACUGCCGCUUAUAAUGCUGUAUUGAAUGCUUGUGCUAAUAUUGGUGAUAAAAAUAGGUUCUUGGAGUUGUUUGAUGAAAUGAGUGAGUUUGAUUGUGAGCCAGAUGUUCUGACUUAUAAUGUUAUGAUUAAGCUCUGUGCAAGAGGUGAUAGGAAGGAUUUGCUUGUUUUUGUAUUGGAAAGGAUACUUGAAAAAGGAAUUCCAUUGUGUAUGUCUACAUUUCAGUCUCUUGUUGCUGCUUAUGUUGGUUUUGGUGAUUUGGUAACUGCUGAAAAAGUGGUUCAAGCAAUGAGGGAAGGAAGGAAGGAUCUUUGCAAGAUUCUAAGAGAGGCGAAUGUUGAAGAAUUGUGUUUGAAUGAUAGUGAUGUGUUUGAAAAGUUGCUUCCGAAUUCAGUUAAUUUUAGAGAUAAUGAGCCACCGGAGUUAUCUAGAGUGUUUGAACCGAAUUCUAGGAUGUAUACGACUUUAAUGAAAGGUUAUAUGAAUGCAGGCCGUGUUACGGAUAUGGUGAGAAUGUUAGAGGCAAUGAGACAUUUAGCGGAUAGUGAGAGCCACCCAGACCAUGUCACUUACACGACGGUUAUUUCAGCGUUUGUGAAGCAAGGUUUAAUGGAUAGGGCACGAGAGGUGUUGGCCGAGAUGGUCAGGAUUGGUGUGCCUGCUAAUAGAGUUACGUAUAAUGUUUUAAUCAAAGGGUAUUGCCAGCAGCUGCAUAUUGACAGGGCGGAAGAGCUGAUUAAGGAGAUGAUUGAUACUGGAAUAGAGCCCGAUGUGGUUUCGUAUAACACGAUUAUUGACGGGUGUAUAUUGGUAGAUGACAGUGCAGGAGCUCUUUCUUACUUCAAUGAGAUGCGAGCGAGAGGUAUUGCUCCGACCAAAGUAAGUUACACUACUUUGAUGAAAGCUUUUGCCUCAUCUGGUCAGGCUAAGCUAGCUAACAAGGUGUUUGACGAGAUGCUUAAAGACCCUCGAGUGAAGGUUGAUUUGGUCGCUUGGAACAUGUUGGUAGAUACAUACUCUAAGCUAGGAAAGGUUGAGGAAGCAAAGAGUGUGAUAGAGAGGAUGAAAGAAAACGGAUUUUACCCGAAUGUGGCUACUUAUGGCAGUCUUGCAAAUGCAAUUGCUUUGGCUAGGAAGCCGGGAGAAGCGCUUUUGCUAUGGAAUGAGAUAAAACAGAGGUGCGGGAUGGGAACCGGAACGGGAGAUGAGUCUAUUCCUUCUUCGGUGGUCCCACCAUUGGAACCGGAUGAAGGACUGUUGGAUACUUUGGCAGAUAUAUGUGUCCGGGCAGCUUUCUUCAGGAAAGCUUUGGAGAUUGUUGCUUGUAUGGAGCAACAUGGGAUACCACCAAAUAAGACCAAGUUUACUAGGAUCUACGUCGAGAUGCAUUCGAGGAUGUUUACCAGCAAGCAUGCAUCACAAGCUAGACAGGACAGGAGAAAGGAGCGGAAACGAGCAGCUGAGGCAUUCAAGUUCUGGUUGGGAUUGCCCAACUCCUAUUAUGGAAGUGAGUGGCGCCUUGAUUCAGUAAUUGAAGAUGACUACAGAACUGAGUAACUGAAGAUGAAAUGGAUCAGGUUAUAAAACAUAGAUAUUAUACUUGAAUAUAGAUUUGA